Suncus etruscus (white-toothed pygmy shrew) is the source of this 3476-nucleotide messenger RNA. It is a transcript of the gene IPO4, whose product is annotated as importin 4. Bases 41 to 3280 code for a protein of 1079 amino acids. NCBI's taxonomy places the organism in Eukaryota, Metazoa, Chordata, Mammalia, Eulipotyphla, Soricidae. The record is from RefSeq and is a predicted model, not a curated record. Gene Ontology annotation, biological process: protein import into nucleus. The transcript is spliced from 30 exons. Gene Ontology annotation, molecular function: small GTPase binding; nuclear import signal receptor activity. Gene Ontology annotation, cellular component: cytoplasm; nucleus.
CCGCCCCGCCGGCCCCCGUAGCGGCUGCUCGGCCGCUGCCAUGGAGCCCACCGGCCUGGAGCGGAUCCUGCGGGAGUUGCUGCAGCCGGACACCGGGCGCAUCCGCCGGGCCACCGAGCAGCUCCAGGUCGCGCUUCGGGACCCGGCCGCCCUGUCCGCGCUCUGCGACCUGCUGGUGUCGGCGGCCGACCCGCAGAUCCGCCAAUUCGCCGCCGUGCUGACCCGCAGACGCAUUAGCACCCGCUGGCGACGCCUCCCUGCCGAGCAUCGGGACAGCCUCAAGGCCCUGGUCCUCAUGGCCCUCCAGAAAGAGACCGAACACUCUGUGAGCCUUAGUCUGGCCCAACUCUCAGCAUCCAUCUUCCGGAAGGAAGGCCUGGAGGCCUGGCCUCAGCUCAUGCAGCUUCUUCAGCGCAGCACACAUAGCACCCACACAAUGGAGCGAGAGGUAGGGCUUUUGCUGCUCAGUGUAUUGGUGUCAUCUCGGCCCGAGUCUUUCCAACCCCACCACCGGGAGCUGCUUCGGCUUCUGAAUGAGACCCUCAAUGAAGUGGGCUGUCCCGGGAUCCUCUUCUACUCCCUGCGCACCCUGACCACCGUUGCCCCUUAUCUGGGCACCAGUGAUGUGCCUCUCGCGCGAACGCUGGUGCCCAAGCUCAUCACGGCCAUUCAGGCUCUGAUUCCUGUAGAUGAGGCGAAGGCCUGUGAGGCUGUAGAGGCCCUGGAUGAAUUGCUUGAGUCAGAGGUGCCCAUCAUUACCUCUCACCUCUCAGAGGUGCUCACAUUCUGCCUGGAGGUGGCGAAAAAUGUUGCCUUGGGCGAUGCCAUCCGUGUGCGGAUCCUUUGCUGCCUUGCUUUUUUAGUAAAAGUUAAGAGCAAGGCCUUGUUGAAGAACCGUCUCUUGCCACCCUUACUGCAUACCCUCUUCCCCAUUAUGGCUGCUGAGCCCCCUCUGGGCCAGCUGGAUCCCGAGGACCAGGAAUCAGAGGAGGAAGAGCUGGAGAUUGGAAUGUUAGGAGAGACGCCCAAGCACUUUGCUGUGCAGGUUGUUGAUAUGCUGGCACUGCAUCUGCCCCCUGAGAAGCUCUGUCCCCUGCUAAUGCCCAUGCUAGAAGAGGCCUUGCGGAAUGCAAAUCCAUACCAGCGCAAGGCUGGCCUCCUGGUACUGGCUGUGCUAUCCGAUGGAGCCGGUGACCACAUCAGGCAGAGACUGCUGCCUUCAGUGCUGCAGAUUGUGUGCAAGGGCCUGGAUGACCCGUCACAGGUGGUGCGCAAUGCCGCACUAUUCACCCUGGGCCAAUUCUCGGAGAAUCUGCAGCCUCAUAUCAGCAGCUACUCAGGGGAGGUGAUGCCUCUGCUUCUUGCAUACCUGAGAUCAGUGCCUUUCGGGCACACAAACCACCUGGCCAAGGCCUGCUAUGCUCUGGAGAAUUUUGUAGAGAACCUCGGGACAAAAGUGAAGCCCUACCUGCCUGAACUGAUGCAGUGCAUGCUGCAGCCACUACAGACCACCAGCAGUCCUCGCGCCAAGGAGCUGGCCGUGAGCGCUCUGGGGGCCAUCGCCACAGCAGCCCAGGCCUCGCUGCUGCCCUACUUUCCCACCAUCAUGGAGCACUUGCGGGAGUUCCUGGUCACAGGCCAUGAGGAUUUGCGACCUGUACAGAUCCAAAGCCUGGAGACACUAGGGGUGCUGGUACGAGCCUUGGGGGAGCCCAUGAGGCCCCUGGCUGAGGAGUGCUGCCAACUGGGACUUGGCCUCUGUGACCAGGUGGACGACCCUGACCUGCGCCGUUGCACGUACAGCUUGUUCGCAGCCUUGUCUGGGUUGAUGGGCGAGAGCCUGGCACCCUACCUGCCGCAGAUCACCACUCUCAUGCUGCUGUCACUGCAGUCCACCGAAGGAAUUGUGGCCCAGUCUGAUGGCACCAGUUCCUUUCUGCUGUUUGAUGAUAAUGAGAGUGAAGGGGAGGAAGAGGAGGAGCUCAUGGAGGAGGAUGAGGAAGAGGAGGACUCCGAGAUCUCAGGGUACAGCGUGGAGAACUCCUUUUUCGAUGAGAAGGAGGACACCUGCAUUGCCCUGGGGGAGAUCUCAGUGAACAGCAGUGUGGCCUUCCUGCCCUACAUGGAGAGGGUCUUUGAGGAAGUGUUCAAACUGCUAGAGUGCCCUCAUGUGAACGUGCGCAAGGCAGCUCAUGAGGCCCUGGGGCAGUUCUGCUGUGCACUGUACAAGACCUGCCAGAGCUGCCCCUCAGAACCCAACAAGGCUGCUCUGCAGGCCUCCCUGGCCCGCGUGCUGCCCUCUUACAUCCAGGCAGUGAGUGGGGAGCGGGAACGCCCAGUGGUGAUGACGGUGCUGGAAGCACUGACGGGGGUGCUGCGGACCUGUGGGACCCUCGCACUGCAGCCCCCUGGGCGCCUCAUAGAUCUGUGCAAUGUGCUCAAGGCCGUGCUGCAGCACAAGACAGCCUGCCAGGACGUGGAGGAGGGGGAGGAGGAAGAAGAGCAGGCCGAGUACGAUGCCAUGUUGCUAGAGCAUGCCGGGGAGGCCCUACCUGCCCUGGCUGCUGCUGCUGGGGGAGACACCUUCGCCCCCUUCUUUGCUGGCUUCCUGCCAUUGCUACUCUGUAAGACGAAGCAGGGCUGCACCGUGGCCGAGAAAUCCUUUGCAGUGGGGACCCUGGCCGAAUCUAUUCAGGGACUAGGCACUGCUUCAGCCCAGUUUGUGUCCCGGCUGCUCCCUGUACUGCUGAGCACUUCCCGGGAGGCUGACCCUGAGGUGCGCAGCAAUGCCAUCUUUGGGCUAGGUGUGCUGGCGGAGCAUGGAGGCCGGCCAGCCCAGGAACACUUCCCCAAGCUGCUGGGGCUCUUGCUGCCCCUCCUGGCAAGGGAGCGCCAUAACCGUGUCCGUGACAAUAUCUGUGGGGCCCUUGCACGCCUGCUCAUGGCCAGUCCCAGCAGGAAACCUGAGCCCCAGGUGCUGGCUGCCCUGCUCCACGCACUGCCACUGAAGGAGGAUCUGGAAGAGUGGGUCACCAUGGGCCAUCUCUUCAGCUUCCUGUACCAGAACAGCCCUGACCUGGUGGUGGAUGUGGCUCCUGAGCUGCUGCGCAUCUGCAGUCUCAUUCUGCCUGACGACAAAAUCCCAGGAGACACCACCACUGCCAUGCUGCUGCUCCUGACUUUCUUGGCCAAACAUCACAGUGACAACUUCCACUCUGCACUGGGCUCGCUUCCUGGAGACAAGGCCCGAGAGCUCCAGGCUGCCUUGGGCCUGCCCUAAGACUGCACUACAGCUGAGCAAGAGAACAGAACCCAUCGGGACCCCAGAUACCUCUGGCCAGUUCCAGCUCAUGCCUUACCAAAGAUCCUGGGUCUCACCCCUACUUGCUGCCUUACGGGGGUAUCCCUGGGACUUUCUCCGUGCUGUUGUGGGACAAUGCAGAUGGACAUCACACUGUAAUAAAGGCAGUUGUUUU